Molecule: messenger RNA, 4030 nt
Organism: Stegodyphus dumicola
Lineage: Eukaryota; Metazoa; Arthropoda; Arachnida; Araneae; Eresidae
Product: cholinesterase-like
Biological process (GO): choline metabolic process; acetylcholine catabolic process
Cellular component (GO): plasma membrane
Molecular function (GO): acetylcholinesterase activity
Source: RefSeq, a predicted model, not a curated record
ACUUCUGGAGAGCGUAUCUUCUCUACAGCUUUUCAUUUCGGACGCUACGAUACUGGUUUUUGAGGUCGUAUUACCCCUCCUCCGUCUUCUUUCUGCAUUUCAUCCUGUUGGUAUUGAAAUACUGAAGCAGCAAGCUGUUCAGGUCAUUUAGGCUCAGAACUCCGUAGAGAAAGGGUCUUCUUCUAAGUUAUAGCCAGAGAAUCAUCGAGUUAGAACUCCAAAUUAUUUCUUUUCGGUUUAGUUUUCUUUAAAGUCAUAGGUAAGAAAUCAAGCAUUGUAAGUUUGAAAUACUGCAGCAUAGUUUUUGAGCCAUGAUUUCGAAGCUUCUAAUAGCCUUUUUUGUAGUUGGCUGUAUUUUUGGAAUGAGUAUCGCGGAUGACUUAACGGUACAAACAUCGACUGGCAUCUUGCAUGGUAAACGAUCUGAAGCUCUAAGCAAAUCAUUAAAACUUUUUCUUGGAAUCCCAUACGCUGAACCUCCUAUAGGUAAUUUAAGAUUUAAGAGACCAAUUGAAAUUUUUUCUGAAGGUAUUGAACGUGAUGCUACUCGAUUUGGUCCUUCUUGUUAUCAAUCACCGCACUUAGAAUCUGUUAUUAGCCCAUUGCUGAAGCCUAACAGAGCAGAAAUUAGUGAGAAUUGCCUAUACCUUAAUGUGUAUGUUCCUGAUGUGAGUCAAUCUGAGCUCCCAUUGCCAGUUAUGGUUUGGUUGACGGGAGAAGGUUUUAAUUUUGCUGACCCACAACAAUUUGAUGCAAGUUACUUGGCAGCAGUAGGAAAAGUAAUUGUUGUUACUGUGAACUACAGGGUAGGAGCUUUUGGUUUUCUGCAUGGAUUAUCGGCUGAAGCCCCGGGUAAUGCUGGACUUUUCGAUCAAAGGAUGGCCCUGAAGUGGGUAAAGAAAAAUAUUGCUCAUUUUGGUGGUAACCCAGAAAGUGUAACUUUAUUUGGUCGAUUUACUGGUGCUAUGAGCGCUGCGAUACAUGCAUUUUCCCCCCUUAGUAAAGUAGAGAAAUUAUUUAAUAGAGUUAUACUGCAGAGCGGAGUUCCCGUUGGUGAAUGGAUUUUCGAACGUAACCCUUUGAAUGCAACUUUUGCUUUGGCAAAAGGUACAAACUGCUUUUCUGAAAAUGUUACACAUGUCAUACAUUGCUUGCAAAAGGUACCAGCAGAUAUUCUUCUCAGUUCUGCUAAUUUAGUUUCCCACCCGUGGAGACCAAGCUACGAUUUCGAACUGAUUUUUCAAAACACUCUGAAAGCAGUACGUAAAGGAGAUUAUGAAGCUAUCGACGUUCUCCUUGGAAUCACAAACGACGAGGGAACUCUUUGUACCAUUGCUCUCGAUGCAAUGAAAUCACCUUUAUAUAAUAAACUUGUAGAUGCAACUCUCACUUCAAAAGAUUUCAAAGAUAUAUUAGUGAGCAAUAUGCUAGAUGUAUACAAAGUAAAUGACGCUUUAAUGAAUAAGCUUACCAUCUACAACUACAAGACUCCUGAACUUUCCAGACUGAGAGAACAGUUUGUAGAUUUCUGCGGCGAUAUGCAUGUUACAGCUCAUGUGAUGAAACUGGCUGAUCUACUUGCCGAAAAGAAUCAGAAGGCUUUUGUAUACGAAUUCACUCACAGGCCCUCUUUCUCUAUCCACCCUCAGUUUAUUCGUGCCGGGCAUGGAGAUGACGUCUUAUUUACCAUGGGCCUUCCUCUCCAGCUGGAAAAUCUGUCGGAGGGAGAACUGAGACUCACGCAUCACAUGAUGAAAAUGAUUGUCAACUUCGCUCGCAAUGGAAAUCCGAAUUUCAAAGAUAUGGAAGGUUUUUGGCCACAGUACACUUCUCAAGGUCACCAAAUUAUGAAAAUCAGCGAAGAAAGCAGUGUAGAGAGAAGCUCCCAUGACAAGUCGGUUGAAUUCUGGCACGAAAUAAUCCCAGCUGCUGAGAAACAAGAAUGCCCCCCACCCGCCGUGGCUGCUCUCCUCACAGCUGCUAGUCCUGAAGUAAAUGAUCCACGUGAGGUCAAUUUCUUGGGUUCUCGUCUUAGCGUCCCUUCAGCUGAGUAUGCAAUGAUAGGGCUCAGCAUUACUGCUUUGACUUUAUUAGUAGUCGUAAUAGUAAUUAUGUCAACAAUGCUGAGACUUAAAAAAAGGUCUGAAUUCCAGCGACUCUAAACAUCCACCAUUUGAGGAUCUGUGCAUGCAUGUUAUAUCUUUUAAAGUUUCCUGUCAUUGUUUUUAAAGUUUCCUAGAAAAUAUUUUAAAUUCAUAUUUUUGAAAUUUAAAUCUAUAAAUUUUGGAAAUGUUAGUUAAAGAAUAAAAAAAUAAAAUUAACUCAGAAUUUCUUGAAAAAUUAUUAAAAAAUUACCGGUUAAAAACUGCUGGUAAAUUGCAAAAAUUAACAUUCAAUUUAAGUACUUUGUGACUGAAAGAUUUUACAGGUAAUUUAGUAACUUGUACCAUUACAGAAAAAUUUAAUGUGCUAAUAAUGCAUUCACGCAAUUUUGUUAGUUGUGAAAUAUUUUAAAGUUGAAGGGUCAUAUUAUAUGUAAGGCCCUCUUAUAUUCAAGAAAAUUCGAUAGUAUGUAUCAUUUCUACUGAGCAAGGUAUUCAAUUAUUUUAAAAUUAUAAUACACCGUAAGGAUUCUACCAUUAAUUAAUCAUUUCAUUCAUUUAUUAAUUGAUUUUUUGUAUGCUAAUCUGUAUGUAUUUUAUUUAGCUUUCUUACUGAUAGAUUUCUAAAGUUUUCAGUUUUGCAUUAUAUAAUAAUUUCUACUGAUAAAUCGAUUUUGGAAACUGUUAUUUGUUAAUGAAUGCAUUAUUUCCUCAAAAUGUAUUACAUUAUGCUUUAUUUUACAUUACAUGUUUAGCAGAAUGCAUAAAAAAUAUGUUACAUUUUCUAAAAUUUAUGAAGAAGAUAAAUAAUAUAAUUUUAUAUAGGAAGUGCAAAAACAUAUGUAAAUUACAUAAUUUGUACGAAUAUUUUAUAACUUUUUUCUAAAGCGUUCUAGAAUUUUCACACAUAGUAAAAAAUUUUCAAUGUGUUUUCAUUUCAAAUGUGAUAAUAAAUCUUUCAAUAUGUUGUUGAAAGUUAAAGCAGUUUUCAGAAGAGAAUUAUAUAAUGCAUCUGAGAUUAAUUAUGUAAUAUUUCAUACCAUCAAAUGUUUGAUAGCAUGUAAAUACAAACGCGCAGUAUGUGAACUCAAAUUACCCUCUCAGGAUAACUUUUUAUAUUUUUUUAUAUUUUUUUUAUUUAUUUAUUUAUUAUUAUUAUUAUUAUUUUUGUACUUCUCAGGUCUUCACACUGCCACAUGUGUAAACCAGAUUCGUAUAUUUUGAAGAAUCUUGGGUUUGCCUUGUAAACAGAUUUAAAAAAAAAAAAAUAUCGUAAAUUCUCAUACAUAUUUAUCUCCUAACUGGAGUUUCAUGUGAAUAUUUUUAAUACAUUUUGAAAAUGUCAUGUUAGUGUUUUUCAUGUUCGAAUUACUUGUUGUUUGACAUUUUAAACCAGAGUUCCCAAACCUGCGACUAAAAAGUGUUAUUUUUUUUAAUUAUUGCGAAUAAAAUUCAAGUUACUCUAGUGAUAAUAAUAAGAAUGUAUGCAUUAAAAACCAGAUGUACUGUCAAUCAGUCAUUGAAAUCAAGAUUGGGAAUUAAAAGUCAAAUUUGAUUUUGUCCUAUGUUGUCAUAAGUUAACUUAUUAUCUCCAGAUUUCAUUUUAAUGUUUAGAAAUGCAUAAAUAUGAUAGCAGAUUUUUCCAUUGUAAGACAUUCAUUAAACAGAAUUUUCUUGUGAUUAAUAAGUAAUUAUUUGCAUGCUUUCUAGUGUCAUCUUAUAUCGUUCCAUGGUUAAUCAUCUCUCAUAUUAUUACAAAUGUCAUAUAAAGAAAGUACAUUAUCAUCAUUGAUAGAUAUGCUGCACGUUUUUAAAUAUCAGUCAAUUUUUGUAUAAAUUCAGAAGUUCUCUUUGUUACUGCUUAAGUUUCAUCAUGUGCAUAAGUUGUAUGUGAAUUUGAAAUAAAGUGUGGAUGUUUGAUAAGUUUA